CCCCGCCCUCAAGGGGCUUAAGUAUAACUGCGCGACCGUAGGACAAACCAGUACGUUGAGGCGCGGCAACGGCGGCCGGUUGGGAUGGCCACUGGCUGGGAGAACGUGUUACAGGAUGAACAACAGCUGGAGGAGCUGGCACGGCAGGCCGUGGACCGAGCCUUGGCUGAGGGCGUAUUGCUGAGAACCUCCCAGGAGCCCAACUCCUCAGAUGUGGUGAGCUAUGCCCCAUUCACGCUCUUCCCCUCACUGGUCCCCAGUGCCCUGCUGGAGCAGGCCUAUGCUGUGCAGAUGGAUUUCAACUUGCUAGUGGAUGCUGUCAGUCAGAAUUCUGCCUUUCUGGAGCAAACUCUCUCCAGCACCAUCAAAAGGGAUGACUUUACCGCUCGUCUCUUUGACAUCCACAAGCAAGUUCUGAAAGAGGGCAUUGCUCAGACUGUGUUCCUGGGUCUGAAUCGCUCAGACUACAUGUUCCAGUGCAACGCUGAUGGUACCCCAGCCCUGAAACAGAUUGAAAUCAACACUAUCUCUGCCAGCUUUGGGGGCCUGGCCUCCCGGACCCCAGCUGUACAUCGACAUGUUCUUGGUGUCCUGAAUAAGACCAAGGAAGCUGCCAAAAUCCUUCCCAAUAAUCCCAGCAAGGGACUGGCCCUGGGGAUUGCCAAAGCCUGGGAGCUCUACGGCUCAGCCAAUGCUCUGGUGCUCCUGAUUGCUCAAGAAAAGGAAAGGAACAUAUUUGACCAGCGUGCCAUAGAGAAUGAACUGCUGGCCAGAAACAUCCAUGUAAUCCGGCGAAGGUUUGAAGAUGUCUCUGUAAAAGCGUCUCUAGACCAAGACCGGAAGCUGUUUAUGGAUGGCCAGGAAAUUGCUGUGGUUUACUUCCGGGAUGGCUACAUGCCCACUCAGUACAGUCUACAGAACUGGCAAGCACGCCUCCUGCUCGAAAGGUCAUGUGCUGUCAAGUGCCCCGAUAUUGCCACCCAGCUGGCUGGGACCAAGAAGGUGCAGCAGGAGCUGAGCAGGGGGGGCAUGCUGGAGGCGUUGCUCCCUGACCAGCCUGAGGCUGUGGCCCGCCUUCGUGCCACCUUUGCUGGCCUCUACUCCCUGGACAUGGGUGAAGAAGGUGACCAAGCCAUCACUGAGGCCCUUGCUGCCCCUAGCCGCUUUGUGCUAAAGCCCCAGAGAGAGGGUGGAGGUAACAAUCUUUAUGGGGAAGAGAUGGUGCAAGCCCUGGAGCAGCUGAAGGACAACGAGGAGAGGGCCUCCUACAUCCUCAUGGAGAAGAUACAACCUGAGCCUUUUAGGAAUUGCCUGCUGCGGCCUGGCAGCCCUGCUCGGGUGGUCCAGUGCAUCUCAGAACUGGGUAUCUUCGGGGUCUAUGUCAGGCAGGGAAAGACACAUGUGAUGAACAAGCAUGUGGGGCACUUGCUGCGCACUAAAGCCAUUGAGCACGCGGACGGAGGUGUGGCGGCCGGCGUGGCAGUACUGGACAACCCGUACCCCAUGUGAGAGCGGUCAGGCUGGCCCACCUUCAUUCAAGAGACCUUCUAUUCCUCUUCUAGCCCUUCCACCUUGGGGGGCUGAUCUCUUCUUGAUACUUCAGGGUCUUCACAGACAUGUAAAUGCUGGGUGCCAUCAGCUCUCCCAUCUGAUGACCAGAAAAGCUGUUUCCCUUCAGAGAGAUCUAAAGCCUCCUAAGUCCUCAGGGUGUAGGUACAGUAAAGGGAAACACUCUGAGGUUAGGGUCCAUUGCCCUGUCAUCCUCCUCUCAGCCCUGUGUCAGCCUUUUAAACAGCUUCCCAUGUCUGACUUACGAUAGGACUAAGAAGAGGUACAUAGCCUUCCCCCACCUCUUCCUUAAAUAAAACUACAUU
Molecule: messenger RNA, 1874 nt
Organism: Condylura cristata (star-nosed mole)
Lineage: Eukaryota; Metazoa; Chordata; Mammalia; Eulipotyphla; Talpidae
Gene: GSS
Product: glutathione synthetase
Exons: 13
Coding region: 85-1509 (474 amino acids)
Biological process (GO): glutathione biosynthetic process
Cellular component (GO): cytosol
Molecular function (GO): ATP binding; glutathione synthase activity; glutathione binding
Source: RefSeq, a predicted model, not a curated record